Molecule: messenger RNA, 2862 nt
Organism: Plodia interpunctella (Indianmeal moth)
Lineage: Eukaryota; Metazoa; Arthropoda; Insecta; Lepidoptera; Pyralidae
Gene: Hmt4-20
Product: Histone methyltransferase 4-20
Exons: 3
Coding region: 274-2358 (694 amino acids)
Cellular component (GO): nucleus
Molecular function (GO): protein binding; histone H4K20 methyltransferase activity
Source: RefSeq, a predicted model, not a curated record
CAACCGAACAACUACGAAAAAAAGAAAGAAAGAAAACAUGGUUGUUUUUCAGCAUUCAUCCAACAUUAUUUAUAACUUUGUCUGUUUUCAUAGUUAAUCGUCUUAAUUAAUUAUGAAUGAUGUUUAUUAAAAGAAUUUUGAAACUUAAGUUUGUUAUGUAAAAUAAAUGUAAAUUUUCUAGAGGUUAGCGUCAAAGUGCUUGUGGAUAGUAAAGUUGUUAUUGGAAUUAAACAUGGUUUCUGUGCGUAUUCCAUGAUUUCAGUGUAGUUCAGAAUGGUUGUCGGUUCAGCGGCAUAUCCUGGGAGGCAAGUGCUCCACAAAAUGCAGCCAAUGGGCAUGACACCUCGUGAGCUGUCGGAGUAUGAUGACUUGGCGACGGCCCUCAUAGUGGACCCAUACCUCAACAUUACUACACAUAAAAUGAAUAUCAGAUAUAGACCCUUAAAAACGAAUAAGGAGGAACUAAAACAAAUAGUAAAAGAAUUUAUACAAACUCAGGAUUAUAAUAAGGCAUAUUCAAGAUUGGCUAGUGGGGAUUGGAUGCCAAGACAUUUCAGUAAAAAUAAACACCAACAAAAUAAACUCAGAGAACAUAUAAACCGUUAUCUCAGAGUGUUUGACAAAAAGGCUGGUUUUGUUAUAGAACCAUGUUACAGAUAUUCUCUUGAAGGCAGAGUUGGGGCAAAAAUUUCCACAACUAAAAAAUUUUUUAAACAUGAGAGAAUAGAUUUUUUAGUAGGUUGUAUUGCAGAGAUGACAGAAGAUGAAGAAAAGCAAUUACUUCAUCCAGGCAAAAAUGACUUUUCUGUUAUGUAUAGUUGUAGAAAAAAUUGUGCACAGUUGUGGCUUGGACCCGCAGCAUAUAUAAAUCAUGACUGCAGGCCUAAUUGCACAUUUGAAGCUACUGAUCGUGGUAAGGCAUUUGUUCGUGUUCUAAGAGACAUUGAGGUUGGUGAGGAAAUAACAUGUUUUUAUGGUGAAGAUUUUUUUGGAAAUGGCAAUUGUUAUUGUGAGUGUGAAACUUGUGAAAGACGUGGAAAAGGAGCCUUCUCUGUGAAAAGUCCUCUAAACGAUGAGCAAGCAACACGGUAUAGAUUUAGAGAAACUGAUAAUAGAAUUAAUAGAACUAAAGCUAAGCAAACUCAGAAAAUUAAUGAUAAGAUACCAGAUAAGCCUCGAAUGACAAGUAGACAAAAUUCUAGUAUUGUAUCACCUCUUAGUAUGAAAGAAAUGAAAGAAAAAGGAUUAACAAAAUAUGAUGCCGAGCUUUUGAUUGCUCAGGGUUGUAUUGCUGAUAUUGUUGAUGGGUCUAUUAAUAAGCAACCACAAGGUAGCCGGGAAUCGUCAGCAUCCAGCCGGGGUGAAAGGCUGCGUCGAAGAACUGAUAGUAGUCGUAUAACAAAUGGAGUGGUACCAACUUCAAAGAAUACCAAACGUGUGCCCCCAUCCAGAUGUUGCAGCACAACCAGUUCCCGUAGUAGUUGGGACUCUCAUAGUGGGAUUGUUUUAAGAAGUCACAAACGCUUACUUGAUUCUUGUGCUAUAACCAAUUGUGGAAAAUUGAAAAAUAAUAUAAAACAGGAGACUGAAUCAAAAUUAGAAAGAAACCUUAACACUCCUCAAGAAGAAACUGACUUGCCCAGUUCUGUAGAAAAUGAAAAAGUAGUUAUAAAAUCUGAACCAGGGCAUGAAAAUUUAAGGAAUAAUUGUGUAUCAGAAGCAGAUUCUGUAAUUGCUGUUAAAAUUGAAAAUAUGGAUGGUGAUUGUAAUGUGAAGGAAUCUCUACUACAGAAUAUGGAAUUGAGUUCAUCUUCAGAAGUUAAAAUGGAAGAUCCGCCUUGUAAUACAAAGUCAGAACAAAAGGGUGAAGGUGUUGAAUGUACAAGUGAUGCUUGUUCUAAAAGUGAGAUUUAUGACUUUAGAGAAAAUGUUAAUCCUAGUGAAAAUGAUUGUAAGUUGAGCAAGGGCAACAAAAUAGAAUCUAACAGAACACAAGAGACUAAGAAAGAAUUAGAUUCAGGUCCUCCUUGGUUAGCUGACAAUUCCAACAAAGGCAGUGAGUAUCCAUGCACUCCACCAAGGAGAGGAUUAAAGUUGACAUUACGUGUGAAGAGAAGUCCUGUUGUGGAAGAAGUUAUGGAUUGUGGAACCACAGCAGAGGUUCCUGAGUAUGAGGUGUUGCGUUUGGAGGGUGUAGACCCUGAGACAGUGCGCCGUAUGAAGAAGCGACGUAGGUCGAAAGAGCGACAUCGGAAGCAUAGUCCUAUCCGUCCCUUGCCCCCCAUGAAACGUCUGAGGCUGAUCUUCGGCAAUGAAAGUCGCACUAUUGACUUGCCUCCUGCUAUAUCAGCAGACUGACCGCAACUACCUUAUGGUAAUGUCUCCACCGUUAUUAUUCAAUUAUUAGUUUAAUUUUUGCUGACUAGGACUUUAUGUCUAGUAUUUAUUUUCAUGAUGUGAAAUCCUGAUUUUAAGUAUUUGUGUGAUAGGCAUCAAAUUUUUAUUUGAUGAUUCCAGGAAAUAUUUAUUAAAACGAAAAGUAUAAAAGUUGUUAUUUCAUUAGCACUAAUUUAUUAUUUCCCAAUUUUAUGGCACAUAUACAUUAUAUCAAAUAAGUUUAAUUACUUAAGUAAAUGUAUAUUCUACUUAAUAAUUAUUUCCAUUUGAAAUGGGAGUAUUACUGCCUUUACUUUAAUAUCUUAUUUGAUGAAGAGGUAUUUAGAUCUGUUCUCCUGAUUGCAUUAUGAAAUAUCUUAAAAGCAGAUUUGUAAAUAUUGCAUGUGUGAAUGCAUUGAAUUUGUAUGUAUUUAGUCAAUAUUGAUCGAUUUUCGUUGGAGCAUUAAAACUAUGAAUAACACCAAA